AUUUUUUCUAUCUCUCUCCCUUUUGAUAUUUUUCCAGCUGUCCACCACCUCCCUCGCUCGAGUACAUUUUGUUACUAUUAUUUGAUUAUUUCUGCCCUUGGUAUACAAUGUUCGAUGAUGCGCUAUAAACAAAAAAAUAUCCCGCACCCACUCUGUCGCUAAACUAAUAUACUGGAGAACCGAUCUUCUGUUAGCCGCUCCUACUAAUAUACUGGUUAGCCGAUCGAUUGUUCAGGUCCUCGGAUCUUGACUGUAUGGAUGCGUUCUUGUCAUGCCUGGACGACGGCCCGACGGCUUCGCCGCCGCGCGCCGCCCCGCCGCCAUCCCCGGCGCUUAGCGCGCGGGACCUCUACAGCUUCAUAUGCAGCGGUCCACUGGUGGACAGGAUCGGCUAUACCAAAGAGAAGGUCGCCGACUCCAUCGGCCGGUGGCUUCGCUGCGGGGUUGACGUGGCGCGCCUCCUCCGCCUCGACGAGCUCCAGCUGUCGGAGGCCGAGAAGGCCCGGGUUUACCAGUUCUACAUCCCCGUCUUCCUCUGGUGCGAGGACCAGGUCAUAGAGCACAGAGCCAAGUACAGCGAGGGCGACGACAUCCCGCCAUUGGUGAUCGGGGUCAGCGCUCCCCAAGGAAGUGGAAAGACGACUCUGGUCUUCGCACUUGAUUAUCUUUUUCAGGUUGCUGGUAGGAAAUCCGCCACAUUGUCUAUAGAUGACUUCUAUUUGACAGCAAAAGAGCAGAAUGAACUGAGGGACAGAUACCCUGGAAAUGCUCUUUUGGAGCUCCGUGGAAAUGCUGGAAGCCACAAUCUCCAAUUCAGUGUUGAAACACUUGAGUCACUGAUGAAACUAACAAAAGAAGGCAUCAAGAUGAAGGUUCCACGGUAUGACAAGUCUGCUUUUGGGGGAAGAGGUGAUCGUGCUGAUCCUUCUGUGUGGCCGGAGGUUGAAGGGCCGUUAGAGGUUGUUUUCUUUGAAGGAUGGAUGCUUGGAUUUAAACCUCUUCCAAAUGAAGUUGUGAAAGCAGUGGAUCCCCAGCUCGAGGUGGUUAACAACAACCUUGAAGCAUACUAUGACGCUUGGGACAGGUUCAUCGACUCGUGGAUCGUUAUAAAAAUAAGAGAACCUAGUUCUGUCUAUCAGUGGAGGCUGCAGGCGGAGAUAGCUAUGAGAGCAGAUGGAAAACCUGGAAUGUCUGAUGAGGAGGUUAUGGAUUUUGUAUCACGCUACCUACCAGCAUACCACGCAUAUUUGCCCAAGUUGUACAAAGAGGGACCGAAUGGUUCAAAGCCAGACCAUCUACUGGUCAUCGACAUAGACGAAGGGAGGAAUCCUAGAUCCUAAUGAGGGCUCAUUUGUUUUGCUCUCAGUUCAUGUGAAUUGGGUGGAAUUGAGUGGGUUUAAAUCCUAAACAAGUCAAAAUCUUUCAUAUAUUUUUUAAUUUCAUCUAAUCCACAUGGGAUAGAAA
Molecule: messenger RNA, 1464 nt
Organism: Zea mays
Lineage: Eukaryota; Viridiplantae; Streptophyta; Magnoliopsida; Poales; Poaceae
Product: D-glycerate 3-kinase, chloroplastic-like
Exons: 12
Coding region: 255-1340 (361 amino acids)
Molecular function (GO): ATP binding; kinase activity
Source: RefSeq, marked validated